Messenger RNA from Guyanagaster necrorhizus, 826 nucleotides. Its product is annotated as UBC-like protein. The coding region runs from base 1 to 417 and encodes 138 amino acids. The record is from RefSeq and is a predicted model, not a curated record. The transcript has 4 exons. NCBI's taxonomy places the organism in Eukaryota, Fungi, Basidiomycota, Agaricomycetes, Agaricales, Physalacriaceae.
AUGGCGAAGAUCCCACGAAACUUUCGACUACUUGAAGAACUUGAAAAGGGUGAGAAGGGCAUUGGUGAUGGGUCGUGCUCGUAUGGUUUGGAGGACGGCGACGAUAUCAUGAUGAGCAACUGGAAUGGCACGAUUAUCGGUCCAGGACAUACCGUGCACGAGAACCGUAUCUACAGCCUUAAGAUAACUUGUGGCGAGAGCUAUCCUGAUAGCGCUCCGACUGUUCAGUUCCUAUCGAAGGUCAAUCUGCCGUUUGUCAACCAGAUGAACGGCCUGGUUGAUCCGACCAAACUUCCUGUGUUGGCUGGGUGGACACGCAACCACAGUAUCGAGAGUGUUCUCGUGGAGAUGAGAAAGGAGAUGGCAUCGUUCCAUAACAGGAAGCUUCCACAACCCCCAGAGGGCUCCAUGUUUUGAAAGCAUAUACCAACAUCCGGCAUGGCCAAGGACUGAUUGAAGGGGAUGGUUAGGUGGAAGUAAACUUUGUAAUUUCUAACUGUUUUGUAGCAUUUGCAAUCACCCAAACAUCUUGUACAUUCUGUGCCCAAGCCACUAUCAUUUGUCUUUAUGCUACCGCCGAGUCAACGUGACGAGUCUAUAAAACGGCUUGCCAAGCUGCAUACUGGCUGGAGAUGGCGCAAGCAAGUGAACUUGAUCCGGCAUUCAGAUAUUCGUCCCAGCCCUUGGCAACACCGUCCCUUUCCAUUCAGUUUCUUCACUAGUAUGAGCGGAGGCGGCAGCAAAAGUACUGUCAAAAAGCGGGGACAGGGACGAUGAAGCAAAUAGAUAGAUUUUUUCAUAAACCACACCAGUACCAUACAGACAG